AUCACUAAUCUACAUUUGAUCAUUCACAGAGAGAGACAGAGACAUGUGUUCACUAGAGAAACGUGGUCGACUUUUCAUACUAAAACUCACCGGCGACGGCGAACACCGUCUCAACCCAACCUUACUCGACUCUCUCCGCUCCACCAUCAACCAAAUCCGAUCAGAUCAAUCAUCAUCACAAUCAGUACUCAUCACAACAUCAGAUGGUAAGUUCUUCUCCAAUGGCUACGAUCUCGCUUUAGCCGAAACAAAUCCAUCUCUCUCUGUUCUCAUGGACUCAAAACUCAGAUCCUUAGUCGCCGAUCUCAUCUCUCUUCCUAUGCCAACCAUCGCCGCCGUCACUGGUCACGCCUCCGCCGCGGGAUGCAUUUUAGCGAUGAGUCAUGAUUAUGUAUUGAUGCGUCGUGAUAGAGGUUUUUUGUAUAUGAGUGAAUUGGAUAUUGAGUUAAAAGUUCCGGCGUGGUUUAUGGCUUUGAUUAGGGUUAAGAUUGGUUCUCCGGCGGCGAGGAGGGAUGUUAUGUUGACGGCGGCGAAAGUGACGGCGGAGAUGGGUGUAGAGAUGGGGAUUGUUGAUUCGGCUUAUGAUAGUGCGGUGGAGACGGUUGAAGCCGCCGUUAGAUUGGGAGAGGAGAUUAUUAGGCGUGGUGGUGAUGGGCACGUGUACGGUAAGAUGAGAGAGACUCUUUUAAGAGAGGUUCUUGUCCAUACUAUUGGUGAAGAUGAGAGUGGUUCAAGUGUGGUGCGUAACACUAGAUCUAAACUUUAGGACAUGUUUGUGCUUUUAAGACUUUUUGUACGAGAUUGACUUUUUCAACUUGUAAUAAUAAUAAGGGUUGUUAGCAAUAAAAUCCCUCAACUAAA
Arabidopsis arenosa is the source of this 861-nucleotide messenger RNA. NCBI's taxonomy places the organism in Eukaryota, Viridiplantae, Streptophyta, Magnoliopsida, Brassicales, Brassicaceae. The record is from the annotation of a GenBank genome assembly.